Molecule: messenger RNA, 2947 nt
Organism: Mauremys mutica (yellowpond turtle)
Lineage: Eukaryota; Metazoa; Chordata; Testudines; Geoemydidae
Gene: KLHDC8B
Product: kelch domain containing 8B
Exons: 6
Coding region: 682-1761 (359 amino acids)
Molecular function (GO): protein binding
Source: RefSeq, a predicted model, not a curated record
AGCUCAGUUCCUGGAGGACGGGUCCAUCAAUGGAUGUUAGCCAGGAUGGGCAGGGAGGGGACCCCGCCCGCUGGGGUCCCUAAGCCUCCGACUGCCAGAAGCUGGGAGUGGGCGACAGGGGCUGGGUCGCUGGAGAAGUGCCCUGUUUCCCUGCUGCACCUGGCCACUGCCAGAGCCAGGACACUGGGCUGGACGGACCAUUGCUCUGACCCAGCAGCUGAGCGCGCAGCCAGGCAGGAGCUGGUGGAGGGAAGAGGAGCUGCGGAGACUCCAGUCUGAGCAGGGCUGGACCAGAGGCACAAGCCACACACCAGGGGAGUCGGGCAGGAGUGUCGGCUGCCACGGCAGAGCCCUGCUCCAGAGCCACUGCACCUGCCUGACCCGCGAGCGGCUGAGUCUGGGGUGUGUCCUGCCUGUUACUGCAAGACGGUGCUAGCGGCUCCAUGUAAAAAUCGACCUCUCCCUGCCCUGGGGAUCCAUCCCACCGGAACCAGUGGCCACCGGGCACUGCAGGCCUGGGCCCCCUCCCGUAGGGCGUGAGGUGGAAUUGCCCUCAGCGGAGCAGCGCUGCAGCUGCUGGCCGUGGGUGGAGCUGUCUGCCCAGAGCAGAGCCCUGAGGAUGCCCAGCUGGGCGGGCGAGCCUAGGUGAGCGGUGCUGUGACGGCUCCCCCCUGAGGUACCAUGCCGGUUCCCGCUAUGGCAGCCGCCACUGCCAGGUCUUUCUUCUGGGAGGUCUUCCCGCCCAUGCGCACCUGCCGGGUGUACUGCAGCCCUGCGUACCAGGACGGGCAUCUCUUUGUGGUGGGGGGCUGCGGCCAGGCGGGGCUGCCCCUGGACACCGUGGAGAUGCUGGAUGUGCAUUCCCAGAAGUGGACGGUGCUCCCUGCACUCCCCACGCCCCGGGCCGGGGCGGCUGCUGUGGCUGUGGGGAAGCAGGUCCUGGUGAUGGGGGGCAUGGAUUCCAGACAGAGCCCCCUGGCCUCCGUCGAAGUCUUCAACACAGAUGAGGGCAAGUGGGAGAAGGUGGCGGCCCUGGCCCAGCCAUCCAUGGGCAUCUCUGCCAUCGAGAGAGACGGUUUGGUCUACGCUCUCGGGGGGAUGGGCGCAGACACCUCUCCUCAGGCGCUAGUGCGGGUCUAUGACCCAGCGACCACCCACUGGCAGCCUCUGCCCUCCAUGCCCACCCCCUGCUAUGGGGCAUCUGCCUUCCUGCAGGGCAACAAGAUCUUCCUCCUGGGGGGCAGGCAGGGCAAACUGCCCGUCACGGCCUUCGAGGGCUUCGACCUGCAGACGAGGAGCUGGACGCGCUAUCCCAGCGUCCCCAGCCGGCGGGCCUUUGCCGGCUGCGCCAUGGCUGAUGGCUGCUUCUUCAGCCUCGGGGGCCUGCAGCAACCGGGACCCCACAACUUCUACUCCCGGCCUCACUUUGUCAACACGGUGGAGAUGUUCGACCCGGAGCAGGGGGCCUGGAGCAAGCAGGGCCGCGCCGUGCGCAUGCGGGAGAAGAGAGCCGACUUCGUGGCUGGCUGCCUCGGCGGGCGAGUGGUGGUGGCCGGAGGCCUCGGGAACCAGUCGUUUCCCCUGGGUUCAGUGGAAGGAUUUAGCAUACCAAGGAAGAAGUGGGAGCUGCUUUCCCCCAUGCCCACCGGUCGUUGCUCCUGCUCCAGCUACCAAGCCCCGAGCCUGCUGUUUGUGAUCGGAGGGGUGGCGCAGGGCCCCAGCGGAGCGGUCGAGGCUCUGUGCCUGCGGGAAGGGGCCUGAGGGGAGCCCCCGGCAGAAGGAUCCCACCAACAGAGGGCAAAGUGCCUGAAACUGGCGACGGGUGCGCGUGGGCGCGGAGAGCAAACUCUUUGGAGCUGGUGUGUAGCUCGUAGUUACUGACCCGGGGCACCAAAGCAGUGACGUUGUCUUUUGCUCGUUAGGCUUUCAGAAGCUGAAAUUAGUUUUCUAGCGUAGCUCAGAGAUGAGAGCGGUCGGUCUGUUCUUGGGGGACAGGAGAGAAGCAGGGCAGGGCAAGCAGCAGAGGAGUCUGGAAGGAGCUUCAAUGCAGGGGUACCGUGUGGCUCCCCAGAGUAGCUGAAGAUCCUGGGGAGCCCAAAGCUGGCUCUCAGGUGUCAGGUCCUGUUGCCAACACUGCACUUCGGGGGUGGGAGAAGCCUGCAGUGCAGCCACCUCCUCUUUCAUGGAGCUCCAGUGUCCGUCUGUCUGUCCCUCACAGUCUGUAGGGAGGAGAGCCAGCCCCCGGGUGGGGGAGCUGGUUUGAGCUGCCUGUUGUCCAGUGUGGAUGUCUGUGGUGUCUUUGUGCAGGUGUGUCUUAUGCUGCGCAGUGAGGAGCACCAGUGACUCGCGGGAGGCCAGAGGAAAGGCGAUGUGGCAGUGAGGCGUGAGCUGCUAGUGAGUGCUGUAUUGUUGUAGCCCUGGUCUGUGUCCCAUGUAGCACAUAUGGUGCCCUGUAGCUCAGUGCCUAGGAGGUGCUGUAGCACCUCAAAUAAAUGAAACAAGUGGAAUUUGACUCUUGAUGAAACCAGGUCUGUCAGGGUCUCUCCUGCUACUUGUUCUGAGAAUGCCAGAGUUUGCAGGGCAAAGUGGCGGGUACAAGGGAGGGUAAAUGGGAGGCACCCUCUGGAAGCCACUCAGCUUCAAGCCCUCAGUGAGAGUGAAGGGAGCGAACUCUACUGCUCCGGGGAGGUUUGAGACCAUUACUGAGAGGGGACCAGGCCCUGAGAUUCCACAGCAAGGAACAGGGGCAGUUCAGAAACGCCAUCUGGCCUAAGCAGUACUAAGCACGUCAGUGUCACUCAGCCCUUACGGGUGCUGUGAGUCUCAGCUGGCACGUUCCUGAUGGUGAAUUACAACAAACCCCAAAUGCCACCUAUACCUGUACCUCAGUGGGUCACAACUGAGGAUGCCAAAUUCAGGAUGAACUGCUGAGAAAUAGGGCAGAUAC